Molecule: messenger RNA, 670 nt
Organism: Aricia agestis (brown argus)
Lineage: Eukaryota; Metazoa; Arthropoda; Insecta; Lepidoptera; Lycaenidae
Gene: CPR52
Product: flexible cuticle protein 12-like
Exons: 4
Coding region: 160-609 (149 amino acids)
Cellular component (GO): chitin-based extracellular matrix
Molecular function (GO): structural constituent of chitin-based larval cuticle
Source: RefSeq, a predicted model, not a curated record
AAAAAACGUAAAAAGUUUGGAUUUAAAUUUAAUCUCAAGGACUACAAAAGUGAUGGUCAUACUUUUAGCUAAAUAGAAACUUAGUUUUAUAAAAAUCGUGUGAAUUUAAAGCUUGUGCUUGGGUAUGAUUGGCUAGCAGUAAUCCUCUUCGCGACUGCCAUGGCGGCGAAACUGGACAAGACCAGCCCACCCCGCAACCAGGGCGCAUCCAGCGGAGCGAACGCUGGUCUCCAAGCACCCUUCGGUGCCAGAACCCAGAACCAGGCGCAGAUCCUGAAGUUUGAGAAUGAUCUUACUGACCAGGGAUACCAUUACGCGUAUGAGACCAGCGAUGGAACCAAGGCUGAACAGGAUGGGCAAGUUCUUCCCGGCGCGAAGCCAGAGGAAGGGUCCCUCCGCGUCACAGGCUCCUUCUCCUACGUGGGUGAUGAUGGCCAGACCUACUCCAUCACGUAUACCGCUGAUGAGAACGGCUACCAGGCUACUGGCAACCACUUACCGACCCCACCGCCCAUACCACAGGAUAUACUGAGAAGUCUACAGCUUACUGCUGGAAAUGUGAAAUACGGCAGCUCGAAAAGCAGCUACGACGCGGAUGCUGGAUACUAGAAUAAUAUCAGUUAGAGUAAAUGUAGGCCACGCACUACUUUUAGAUCCUUCGUAAAAAUUG